Colletotrichum karsti is the source of this 1482-nucleotide messenger RNA. RefSeq names its product major facilitator superfamily transporter. The transcript is spliced from 10 exons. Gene Ontology annotation, molecular function: transmembrane transporter activity. NCBI's taxonomy places the organism in Eukaryota, Fungi, Ascomycota, Sordariomycetes, Glomerellales, Glomerellaceae. Gene Ontology annotation, biological process: transmembrane transport. Gene Ontology annotation, cellular component: membrane. The coding region runs from base 1 to 1482 and encodes 493 amino acids. The record is from RefSeq and is a predicted model, not a curated record.
AUGGCCCCCAUCAACGCCAAUAACCCAGUCAUCGAUGACGAUGGCAGCAAAGGAAAGGACGUCGAACCUCAGUUCUUUGAGGAUGAAAACCCCGAGAAGCCAAUUCCCAAGACCGACGGCAGGAUCGACUACUCAGGUGCCCAUGAGAAGACCGAUCCGAAGGAAAUCGCACUUGUGAAGAAGCUGGACAGAUGGAUCAUGCCAAUGCUUUGGUCCAUGUACUGGCUAAACUAUCUGGACCGAAACGCCAUUGCUCUGGCGCGUCUGAAUGAUCUUGAAGAAGACUUGAACCUCAGCAGCACGCAAUACCAGACUUGCGUGUCCAUUCUGUUUGUCGGUUACAUCUUGGGCCAAAUCCCAUCGAACAUGUUCCUUACUCGAACGCGACCCAGCCGAUACAUGGGAAUCAUGAUGAUGCUCUGGGCCGUUGUCAGCGCCCUGACUGCUGUGUCCAAGGACUUCACAGGCUUGCUUUUGACACGUUUUUUUCUUGGAGUCACUGAAGCUCCGUACUAUCCAGGCGCGGUUUAUCUGCUCUCCCUCUUCUACACCCGUAAAGAGGUCGCAACACGCAUCGCUAUUCUGUACACGGGCAACAUUCUAGCAACGGCAUUUGCUGGUCUGAUUGCUGCUGGUAUCUUCUACGGCAUGGACGGCGCUGGCGGGCUUGCCGGUUGGAAGUGGCUCUUCAUCCUCCAGGGUGCCGUGACCUUCGUCAUCGCCGUGGUCGGAUACUUCCUGCUGCCCGACUUCCCCCAGAAUACGAGGUGGUUGACGCAGGAAGAGCGUGACCUCGCCUACAACCGCAUGGAGCUCGACACCGUCGGCAACAAGGGCGAGACUAGCACGUGGAACGGUCUCAAGCAGGCGGCCAAGGACCCCAUGGUCUGGAUCUUCUGUGCUAUGGCUCACAUGCAUCUUGCGGCCAACGGUUUCAAGAACUUCUUCCCUACCGUUGUUGAGACGCUUGGCUUCGACACCACCAUCACUCUUGUUCUGACCUGCCCGCCCUACCUGGUCGCCGGUGCUGUCACGAUCGCGGUGUCUUGGUCUUCCGGAAAGUUCAACGAAAGAACCUGGCACAUCACUGCCUCGAAAACCGUUGCGGUAAUUGGGUUCAUCAUUGCGCCAAUUACGAUGAGUGUCGCCGGGAGAUAUGUCGCGAUGUGCAUUUUCACCAUCGGAACCUAUGGUGUGAACUCUUUGAUCCUCGGAUGGUGCGGCAGUGUUUGCGGCCAGACCAAGGAAAAGAAGGCCGUCGCCAUCAGUAUGGUAACCAUGAUCAUGAACAUCAGCUUCAUCUGGACGCCCUACCUCUGGCCCAAGAGCGACGAGCCGCGAUACGUCAUCGCCAUGGCUAGCUCUGCGGCAUUCAGUAUCGCGACCGCCGCCCUGGCAUGGUUGGCCAAGAUUAUCAUGAUGCGCCGCAACAAGAAGCUGCGGGCCAGCGACAACGAGACUUCCGUCUUCUACGUGUACUAA